Photinus pyralis (common eastern firefly) is the source of this 3871-nucleotide messenger RNA. Its product is annotated as transcription elongation regulator 1. Bases 149 to 3676 code for a protein of 1175 amino acids. Gene Ontology annotation, cellular component: nucleus. NCBI's taxonomy places the organism in Eukaryota, Metazoa, Arthropoda, Insecta, Coleoptera, Lampyridae. Gene Ontology annotation, molecular function: transcription coregulator activity; RNA polymerase binding. The transcript has 12 exons. The record is from RefSeq and is a predicted model, not a curated record.
GUUGAAAUGGAAAUGUCUAAACUUUUAAAGCUAACUUCAUUUACGUGUUGUUUUCUGUCCAUGAGGCAUUAAAAUAUAUCGUUGGAAACCAAAAAUUCAAUAAUGAUGCGAUGGUGAUCCAAUAUUAUACUGAUAGGCAGUAGUAGUCAUGGAAGAAACUGAAAAUUCCGUGGAAUUUGAGGGCACUGACAUUGACAAUAAUAUUGUACCACAAGAAGAUUUUGAAGAGGAUAUCAGUUUGGAAAGUGAGGACAUUACUGCUAGUGGAGGUGAAGAUUUUAAUAGUCAAAGAGGCAGAGGUCGAGCAAAUUUUAGGGGCAGAGGACAACCACGAAAUUGGCCAGGUCCGCCACCUGGUCCACGAGGAGAAGGACCACCACCUAGAUUUCGCGGACGAGGAUUCGGUCCAGGGGGACCACCACCAUUUCGAGGAGGUAGAGGAGGACCGCCGCUUCCAAUGUUCGGAAGAGGGGGACCUCCCCCACGCAAUGGUCCACCUGGUGGAUUUAACGGUCCACCGAACUUCAAUGGACCCAAUUGGGGUGGUCCUAUGGGACCACCGGGAGGUGUUAAUGGGCCGCCGAAUAUGAUGGGGCCACCGGGAGGACCUCCUUUUGGACCUCCAGGGAUGAUGGGAGGACCACCAAAUAUGGGAAAUGGACCACCACCAAUGAUGGGGGGCCAAUUCGGACCGCCUGGGUCUAUGCCUACUUCCCCAAAUAUGAACAUUGACGUAAACAGUGAAAUAUGGGUUGAAACAAAGACAGGGGAAGGAAAGUCGUACUACUAUAACGCUCGAACUCGAGAAACAACAUGGACCAAACCUGAGGGUCCCAACUUAAAAGUCAUUUCCCAGGAUCAAGUGGAGGCAAUGGCCCAAGCUGCGGUCACGACAUCAACAACACCGCAAGGAACAUCCACCGCCGCCCAAGCUGCUCUAGCACAGGCAAAUGUUACUAACAAAACAGAAGAACCGGAUGAAUCCAAGUCAGACACUGCAAAGGUAAAUCAAAUGGGAUCGGGCAUAAAUACUACACCUAACGGCCCUAUGCAACCAUCAGGUUUAAUGCAAGGACCUCCACCAGGAAUGGCUCCAUUUGGUGGACCACCUGGACCUGGACAAUUCGGCGGGCCUCCUUUUGGAAUGCCUCCUCCUGGUUUUCAGGGAAAUUGGGGUCCUGGACCACCUCCGUGGGCAACCGGACCUCCGGGCCCGGCACCGUGGGGAAUGCCACCCGGGUUGAUACCAGGAAUGCAACCUCCCAUAAAUCCGAUUGAAGAGGCGGCGGUUAUGGCAAAGGUGGAUCCAGAAAUUGUCGCGAAGGCCUCCGAGUGGACAGAGCACAAGGCACCCGACGGGCGGUUUUACUACUACAAUGCUAAAAAAGGCGAAUCAGUGUGGGAGAAACCACAACCACUUAAAGACUUAGAAACUGCCAAGUUAGCGGCGGCUCAAGGCAUUUCGACGAGGCAGGACACCGAAAUCGUAGGACCUCCCAUUGAAAUUCCAGGUAAGCAACUGCAAAACCCAGUUAUUGCGACAAAUGGCGGCGAGAUAGUACCACCGAAUGUGGUAAUUGCGGUAGUGGAGGACGACGCCGAAAAGCAGAAGAAAAAGGAGGAGGAUGCAAAACGUAAGAAAGAGGAGGAAGAAAAAAUGAAAGAGCAAAAAGCGCAAGACAAAUCCAGACCUAUAUCAAGCACACCUGUUCCGGGAACUCCAUGGUGCGUAGUGUGGACCGGCGAUGGACGAGUAUUUUUUUAUAACCCAUCAUCAAGAACUUCAGUAUGGGAAAGACCGGACGACCUUAUACGACGAUCAGAUGUUGAUAAAAUGGUGAGCAAUCCCCCUGAUUCUUUACAGUCCCAGAAAGAUGCAACGGGAAAGGUUACACUCAAAAAGAGAUCUGCAUCGGAAGAUAGUGAUAGUGAUCGAGAAGAUCCAUCAAAAAAACUAAAAGUUGAAAAUCCACCUGUUGCUAGUAAGUUGUUACGAAAAUGUCCUUUUUCUAUCACAUUGUGCGUAGAAAUAGUUCCAGAUAUCGAAGUUACCCCACCACAAGCGAAAAAAAUUGACAUUGGUAAGGAGGCUGCCAUUGAAGCCGAAGUGCGAGCUGCAAAGGAGCGCGCAAUAAUUCCGCUAGAACAGCGCAUUAAAUCCUUCAAAGAAAUGUUGACCGAAAAGGAGGUGUCCGCAUUUAGCACCUGGGAAAAGGAGCUGCAUAAAAUUGUUUUUGAUCCACGUUAUCUUUUGCUAACUUCGAAGGAAAGAAAACAGGUUUUUGAAAGAUACGUAAAGGAAAGGGCAGAAGAAGAACGUAGAGAAAAAAGAAACAAGUUACGAGAACGCAAAGAUGCGUUUAGGAAAUUGCUCAGUGAUAGUCAUCUACACGGAAAAUCGUCAUUUAGUGAUUUUGCACAGAAGUAUGCAAAAGACGAACGAUUUAAAGGCGUUGAAAAAAUGAGGGAACGCGAAAGCCUUUUUAAUGAGUAUUUAAUUGAAGUAAGGAGGAAGGAAAAGGAAGAGAAGUCGCAACGACGCGAGCAGGUAAAGAAAGACUUCUUUCUUAUGCUGAGGGAACAUUCCGACAUAGACCGGCAUGCUCGUUGGUCUGACGUUAAGAAGAAAGUGGACUCGGAUUCAAGAUACAAGUCAGUCGAGUCAAGUGGCCAAAGGGAAGAUUGGUUUAGGGAGUAUUGCAAAAUUUUAAAGGAGGAGAAGAAGAAGGCCAAAGAAAAGGAUCGCGAACAUAAAAAGGAAAAGGAUAAAGAAAAGCAUAAGAAGAAGGAUAAAGAUAAAGAUCCUGACAAACAUUCAAAAGAUAAAAGUAAGCAAGAACACAAACUUGAAAAAAGCAAAAGGGACUUGGAAGAACCUGAAGAUAUUCCAAUGAAAGACGCUGAGGAGAUGGAAACAGAUGUCCCACCAGGUGACGACGAUCGUGCAAAAGAAUUAAAAGAAAAGCAAGCUCGAGCAGAAGCAAGUAUGAGAGAACGCGAAAAAGAAGUGCAACGGACAUUAGCCACUCAUAUGCGAGAUCGAGACAAGGAAAGAGAACAGCACAAACGAGAUGAGGCCAUCCAGCAUUUUAAUGCGUUAUUGUCCGAUUUAGUAAGAAACUCAGAUUUGGGGUGGCGUGAAGUUAAGCGAUUAUUAAGAAAGGAUCAUCGUUGGGAUUUAGCAGAUUCGUUAUCCCGUGAAGAAAAAGAAAAACUAUUCAAUGAGCAUAUUGAACAUUUAAUAAGGAAAAAACGGGAAAAAUUCCGAGAAUUAUUGGAUGAAACUGGAGAUGUAACUUUGACAAGUACGUGGAAGGAAAUCAAAAAGAUGAUUAAAGAAGAUCCCAGGUAUACUAAAUUUGCGUCUAGCGAUAGGUGCGAAAGGGAGUUUAAAGAUUAUCUGAAGGACAAAAUGAUAACUGCAAAAGGGGAGUUUAAGGAAUUACUUCAGGAAACCAAAUUGAUAACUCAUAAAUCCUUAACCACUUUAAGGGAAAAUGAAAACCAUAUGCAAGAAAUAGAAGAUAUUUUAAAAAAUGAUCGUCGCUAUUUAGUUUUGGAUCACAUUCCAGAAGAAAGAACACAAUUGAUACUAAAUUAUUUAGAAGAAUUAGACAGAAGAGGCCCCCCUCCACCCCCUACAGCUAGCGAACCAUCACGUAGAUCGGUAAAGUAGGCAUAGUAUUUUCACAAAAUGGCAUUUUCGUCUUGUUUGAUAGUUUUUAAUUUAGACAAAGUAAGUAUAAUGACAUUGCCAUAGUAAAUAUGGAAACUAGGACGAAUGAUUGUAUGCGUAUAUUGAUUAAUUGAACAAAAAAAAACAAGUUUAUUUAAUUGUAAUUUUGCUAAUUGAAUUUUAUUUACUAAUAUU